This is a messenger RNA of Verticillium dahliae VdLs.17, 1158 nucleotides long. RefSeq lists its product as uncharacterized. The coding region runs from base 1 to 1158 and encodes 385 amino acids. The record is from RefSeq and is a predicted model, not a curated record. NCBI's taxonomy places the organism in Eukaryota, Fungi, Ascomycota, Sordariomycetes, Glomerellales, Plectosphaerellaceae. The transcript has a single exon.
AUGUCGACUCCUAGCAGGGACUGCCCGACUCCCAACAGCACAGGCGGUGGAGACCGUCAACAACCUGGUCACUGCUCUUGCCUUGGAUCACCACAUGCCGGCAACUCCUGCUUCACCGACGAUUUCCCAUCGGGUGGACGUGAUCAUGCCCGCACCAUGGCCGAGGACACAUCAUUCUUUCGCCGCAAUUUUAGUUUCAACGAAGCUCCGCAUCGCCCUUCAUAUGUGCCGCCGAUCUCCUCGCCCCUUCGGUCAGUGCCAACUCCAGUAAACACCAAUGGCAUUUUUGACAGCCCGCUGGGAACACCAACUACGGCUGAGACCAACCAGUCAUCGCCUUUCAGAUAUCAACCUGGGCUAUAUCAGCAACGCCAGGACCUAAAUGAACUCUAUCGCGGUUGGGAGGCCCCUCAGGCUUUCACUACAUUAACUGCUUCUCGCGGUAAUUUGUCGUCCCGAAGCGCAACGCCCGUGGCACAGAGCAGCACGGAGAAUCGAGAUCGUACGGAGCCCGGACACAAUAGCGGCUCACGCGGCAUUGCUCAUGGUACCAGCCAUGAGCCAGCUGUUCCUCCACACAGUGCAGCCCCUCGCAGUGUCCUCGGUGCCGCGCCUGCGCCUGCCACCGCCGGCGCGAGGUUAUAUCAGCCUCCAGCCCACAGGAAUGCCCGCCCUCCGACUCCGAACCCUUUCAGCUUCGGGGGACAUCGCUCUGGGGGCCCUCGCUUGGUCCAUACUGUGGCCCCACCAUCGCGUCUGUCCAUGGCAAGCCGCUCUGAGUACAAUGUGCCACGGCCGGGAGAACCACCGAGCGCUGCUGUCCCGCCCGCACCUCUGAACCCAUCACGCGACGGCAAACGCAAGCGCGAGGACAGGGAGGCACAGGAGCAGCAGCUGUUGAAGCGCGCGCGCGACGAUGCCGACGAGAGAAUCGGCGAUGUCCACUUCAUCCGCGGUCCGCGGUCCGAGGCUUUCUACUACGAAGGCGUCGAGCACACGGAGGUGACGAUUCAGUAUUCGAUCUCGGUGCCCACGGCGUCGAUCGAGCCGAACGGCCGGUUUGGUGCCAUCAACUGGCUCCGCGCCGGCAGUGAGACGGACAGCGAUGUUGGCGAUGAAUAUAGCCACUCGGGACGACGAAGGUGGGAUAUAAUUUGA